GAAACGGGAAGCUAAAAAAAAAAAAAAAAAAUCUUGUCAACUGAAGUGGCUAAGCUUCUGCCUCACAUUUGUCGUGUUCUUCAAGCUAACGUUACGGUUAUAAAACUGGUCGCUAUCGAACAAGCAGGAUGGGGUGCUUCUUUUCGAAGAAAUCCAAAAGAAAGUCGUCGGAAAAAGAGGAUCGUACGCCGACAACAACGACUGUCGAAACUACGACAAGUAACGCGGUUCCCCUUGGCAACAACACCGACGAGGCUCCGAAACAAUACAGUUGGGAUAAGAGAGAAAAGGUUGACCCCAAAGACUACAUGCUAACAGGGCUCAAAGACGUCACGGUGGGUCGUCUGCCUGGAAAACUCAACGGGCAACAGUUUGUCAUCCAGGAGUGUGAGAACUGCAACAUCUAUGUGUUUGACCACUCGGCGACCAUCACCAUCGACGACUGUGUCAACUGCCGCAUCUUUCUAGGACCUGUCAAAGGCAGUGUGUUUUUCAGAGACUGCAAAGACAUCAAGUGCGUGGUGGCCUGUCAGCAGUUUCGCACGCGAGACUGUAAAAAGAUGGAGGUGUUCUUGUGCUGCGCCACUCAGCCCAUCAUCGAGUCGUCUACAGGUAUGAAGUUCGGCUGCUUCCAGUACUACUACCCCGAGCUGGCCUUCCACUUCAAAGAUGCCGGACUCAGCAUAUUCAACAACAACUGGAGCAACAUCCAUGACUUCACGCCGGUGUCCGGAGAGAACAACUGGAGCUUGUUGCCAGAGGCUUCAGCUGUUCUAGAUUUUGUUCCGACGCCAGACCCGGAGUCUGACUUCAAGUCGGUUCGAAUCUCCACUGAAGCUGCACGGAGCAUUGUGCCUUUGACAAAAGGAGGGAGGCGUAAGGACAGCGAGGAGUCCUGCCUCUUUGUUUUCUUCGCUGGAGAGUACACGACUGCAAAUGCCCGGAAACUGAUUGAUGAGGCAACUGCUAAAGGUUUUGUGCUGAUUCAAACAAAGGAAGUCUCAAUGCGACCUGAAGAUGUGAAGAGAGUGUUUCAGAACAGUGCAGAUGAUCUUGUGGAGUGGAUUACUAAAGGUCCUGUCAUUGCCCUCGAGCUGAACGGAGACGGAGUUGUGGAAGCCUGCAAGAACAUUGCCAGUGAAAUCUUCAAUGGGACCAAGGUUUUUGUCUCUGAUAACAAAAACACAUCCUCACGGGACGUGGACAACUUCUUCAACUUCGCUGACAUGCAGAUGGGCUUGUAAUCGGUUUGAUAUCAAAGCAAACUGCCUGAAUUGAUUGAGAUUUUUCUCCCCCUCCUGCCGUCCACCCUGGGCUGAGUAUGAUCAAUAACUAUUUGCCUCUUUACGUCCUUAAAAAGAAGGUAGGAAUGGAAAAUGUUAAGGACUGUGUUUGACAAAGCUUUGGAUAGAGCAACUCACUUCCAGCAGUCCACCCCUUAUCAUUCAGAACCAUUUGCUGUAAACCACUGAUCCAUUUAGUCGCUGAGUGCUGUGAAUAUUUAUAUUUCUAUGAAUGUAUUUGGUAAUUCUGUUGCUUUUAUCCAUUGUGAAUGUAGCUCCUUGCUGUAAAUGUAAUUUCAUUUUUAUUUAAAGUGUUUCAUUACUGUCUGAAAACAGUCAUAGCAGUGAAAAAAACAAGCACAGAAAUGCCUGAGGGAAAAUGUUUUAUAUAUAAAAAGUGUAUUUUUUAUUUCCAAUGAGGAUUUGUCUGUGUCUGUAGUUUAGAUAAUGGAAUUUUAUAAUGUGUACAUUUGGAAAAUGCUGUGUAGGAGGAUAUCAGGUAGGCCAAAGCUGGUUUGUGAAAGGUUGCGUGUAACUUGCUGUUAAGCUGUUUACACAAAAUUGUGUACAAUGGUAGGUUUUUUGAUGAAGGCACCUUAUGUGAUCUUUUUUUUCUUUUUAAUUUUGUACUAUUGUUUUAUAAUCUCUACUGAAUGUUUUUUUGUAUAGGAGCAAAAUAAUAUCCUUCAUUAUGAUUUCUAGUAAAAGUGUCAUUAUGUUUGAUAUCAUUUUGUACUCUACAAAUAAGAUGACUGAAAGAAAGCUGCAUGAAAAUUGUUGUAGUCUGACAAACUUGAGCCAACAACCGUUUCACAAUGUAGUAAAUGAUCUGUCCUUAGUUACUAUAGUUGCCAUUAUCACCACCAUCAGCACAAACACUUGGUUUUACAGCUGACAUUUGCAAAUAAUGAGAAUAUAUGAAAUGACAAACAGGCGUCAGGGUUAAGGGAAGCACUUUGGUUCCUCUUUGUAACUUGAUCAACUUGUCCUUCUUUUGUAAAGAGCUUCUGAAGUUCACUUUGAGUUAUUUUUAAACCAGCGGGAAAUGCAGACCUGCCUGUCUGACCAAUAAUUUGUCUUUCAUAGGUGAGUCAUGGACAUCACUUAUCAAAUCAGCAAAUGGUUAUUCUUGGUGUUAGAGACCCACAUUGCUUAAUUGUUAGUGAUUAAAGCCAUUUUUCUAAUGGGAAGACACUCAUUCAAGCAUUUCUCAGCAGAGUGAAUCAUGGAGAGUUUAUUUAAAAUGUGCUGUCUCCCUCAGUGAAUCACAGUUUGCAGCUUUCCUUUCAGUUAAUUCACUUCCACCUCCUUAAACAGCAUCAUUCUGGUUAUUAGUAACUGUUCCAGUCAGUGGCUAACAGCUUGACUUCAUGCCAUUUUUGCCUAUAAUUUACUCAUCUAUCUGUAAUAAAAUGUGUACAGGUUUUGUUGAAGUUAAAUUAGGGCUGAACAAUGAAUCAAUGCAAUUAGCAAAUCACAAAAGGCUGCCAUUUAGGAUGCAUGAAGUGUGACUAUUUAAUAAUGAGACUAAUCCUGUAAUUUAAUUUUAUUAACUGAACAGAUUGAAGCUUUCAGAUGUUGUUUAUACCCAUUAAUCAAUGUAAACUACACGGUUCAGGCAUGCAAGUCUCAUUAUUUCAUAGACGCCUAUUUUGCAGCACAUGUGAUCUAAGGUUUUAACUGUCUUGACAGAGAUUUUACAAAUUCACGUCGUCCCUGUUGUGUCAUAGUUACACUUUUAACGGUGUCUCACGUGGUAUAAUGCUCCAUAACAUGCUUUAAAUCUGUUACACAGUAAAUAAUGAGCCAAAUCUUGACCUUACAAAACUUCUAUCACAAAUCAAAUUGCAGUAUCUGUUAGGAAAAAAUAGAUGUUUUCUUCAAGUCUUUCAGCCCUAAGCGACAUUAAGUCUACUAAAUCAAACAGUUUUGUACAGUUGCCUUUGAGAAUAAAACACAUAGGGACUUCAUGUGAUGUACUUUUGUAUGGUAAAACUUUUGUACUUAAGCAUACAGUUUUGUAGAGCGUUGUGUCUUUAUGAUGCACAAUUGUCAGUGAUUUGUCGUUUCCAUACUUAAAUGAUAGCCUGUCUUUAUAAAUUGGCAGAGUCACAAUAAAAGCCGUAGAAGAUCA
Molecule: messenger RNA, 3417 nt
Organism: Amphiprion ocellaris (clown anemonefish)
Lineage: Eukaryota; Metazoa; Chordata; Actinopteri; Pomacentridae
Gene: rp2
Product: RP2 activator of ARL3 GTPase
Exons: 5
Coding region: 129-1244 (371 amino acids)
Biological process (GO): post-Golgi vesicle-mediated transport
Cellular component (GO): periciliary membrane compartment; cilium
Molecular function (GO): GTPase activator activity
Source: RefSeq, a predicted model, not a curated record